CUCAUUCACUCGCUCGCUGUCCGUGUCGAGGACAACAACUCACUACCUCUGUCUCUGUCUGCACCUGAUUCUGCGCAGCUGAUACCAUCGAAUUUCAUCUGAUACCUGCAACAAAGAGUCAUUUCAGCACCAUGAGUUCAAUCCAUCCUGUCUAAUAUCACUCACAUAUUUAUAUCAUAAAUAACACUUCCAAAUGAGGUGGAAAAUAACUUAUCUUUGCGAUGUGACCAUGAUACUUUUUACUUAAAGAAUGAAGAGAAAGACUUAGUUUAGUGAUAGCUAUCUAGUGAUAUGCUUGGAGUGUCUUUGCGUGUCUUUCUUGUCAAUGAUGUCUAAUAUCUAGUCCGACUGUCAACUUUUUAAUUUAUCAUUAAAUACUCAUACUUGCAUUUACAAUUCGGCCAAAAUGACUCUGUCUUAUGAUAACUGGACAAAGAGUGACAUAUCAGAAUCCCUUGAGGUCUGCGAAUUCCAGGGUCCAUGCGGAGAUUCAGGUUACUACAAAACCAAAAGUUUGCCGGCUCUCAACGGCGGCUGUCCCGUUAUUCAAGAGACGUUGGAACCGAGGCUGGUCAGCACGACGCAGACUCCAUUACACACUGGCCACUAUUCUGCAUUCAAUGAUCUGCAUCCCAAAACAGACUCUUGUGACUUGGUUUCGCCUACGAGAACUGACUUCUCCUCCUCUGUGUCCAGCACGGUGGGGCUUAGUAGUUUGAGAACUGAGACCAAUCAAACAGGUGGCAAAAAAGUAGGCUUUUCGUUAGUUAGAUUCCUUCGUUUCCCUGUUAGGAAAUAUAUCAGGGUGAUUUUUGCCGACUCUAGGUGUUUCUUGUUCUGUAUGUGUUACUUGACGUUCAUCCAGUCGUUGAUGGUUUCGGGGUAUCUAAGUAGUGUCAUCACCACCAUAGAGAAGAGAUACAGUCUCCGAAGCUCUGAGUCUGGACUGCUGGUUAGCUGUUUUGACAUCGGGAGUCUGCUUGUGGUGGUCUUCAUCAGUUAUUUCGGGGGACGGGGACAGAGACCCCGCUGGUUGGCGGUCGGCGGGGUGUUCAUCUCCGUGGGAGCGGCUCUGUUCUCCCUUCCGCACUUCAUAUCACCGCCCUAUCAAAUCCAGGAGGUCAACUCCUCCAUGGGGAACGAGGGCCUGUGCCUGAACGGCAACGGAAGUAGAAGGGACGCCAUGGACGCGUCGUCCUGUCCGCGGGACCAAGAGGGCAACGAUCAUUCUGUUUACGUGGCCCUGUUUAUCUGCGCCCAUCUGGUGGGCAUGGGUUCAACUCCCAUCUACACACUGGGACCGACGUAUCUGGAUGAUAAUGUGAAAAAGGAGAAUGCAUCUCUCUACCUUGCUAUUAUGUACGUCAUGGGGGCACUGGGACCAGCUGCAGGAUACCUGCUAGGAGGAGUCCUGAUCGGUUUCUAUGUGGAUCCCAAAACCAUUCUCAAAAUUGACCAAAGUGACCCACGCUUUAUUGGAAACUGGUGGAGCGGGUUCCUGCUCUGUGCUUUUGCCAUGCUGUUAGUCAUCUUCCCCAUGUUCACCUUCCCCAAGAAACUGCCCCCUCGCCAAAAGAAAAAGAAUGGAGCGGACAACACCUCCAAUGACGACGACGUCCUGAAAGAGAAAUCCAACAGCAAAGGCCAAACAGCCGCGUCCUCCAUGGGCUUUGGAAAAGACAUCAAAGACCUCCCAAAGGCAGCUAUACGGAUCCUCAGCAACAUGACGUUCCUGUUUGUGAGUCUGUCCUACACAGCUGAGAGCGCCAUCGUCACGGCUUUCAUCACCUUCAUUCCCAAGUUCAUCGAGUCACAGUUUGGAAUCCCCGCCUCUAACGCCAGUAUUUACACAGGGGUGAUCAUCGUCCCCAGUGCAGGGGUGGGCAUCGUACUGGGCGGCUACAUCAUAAAGAAACUAAAGCUUGGAGCUCGCGAAUCCGCCAAGCUGGCCAUGAUCUGCAGCGGAGUGUCUCUGCUGUGCUUCUCUACUCUCUUCAUCGUGGGCUGUGAGAGCAUAAACCUGGGCGGCAUUAAUAUUCCUUACACCACAGGGCCGACCCUCACGCUGACCCAUAGAAACCUGACAGGGGGCUGUAAUGUGAACUGUGGCUGUCGGAUCAACGAGUAUGCUCCUGUUUGUGGCUCUGAUGGAAUAACAUAUUUCAACCCCUGUCUGGCGGGAUGCAGCACAGUCGGCAAUGACAGCACUGGGAUCAGAAAUUACACCGACUGUGCGUGUGUGCAAAGCAGACAGGUUAUAACUCCACCCACCAGCGGCCAGGGUAACCAGCUCCAGCUUGUCAUCGUGAAAACCUACCUGAACGAAAACGGAUUCGCUGUGUCAGGGAAGUGUGACCGCACCUGCAACACGCUUAUCCCCUUCCUCAUCUUCCUCUUCAUCGUCACUCUCAUCACAGCUUGUGCGCAGCCCUCCGCCAUCAUUGUCACUCUCAGGUCGGUAGAGGAGCAAGAAAGACCAUUUGCUUUAGGAAUGCAAUUUGUGCUGCUAAGAACUCUGGCCUACAUCCCCACACCCAUCUACUUCGGGGCCGUGAUUGAUACCACCUGCAUGCUCUGGCAGCAAGACUGUGGCGUACACGGCUCAUGCUCGGAGUAUGACGUCACUUCCUUCCGCUUCGUCUACUUCGGCCUGGCAGCCAGCCUGAAGUUUGUGGGCUUCGUCUUCAUCUUCCUCACCUGGUAUUCUAUUAAAUACAAAGAGGAUCGCUUGGAGCGCUGGCAGCAGCAUCUCCCCCCUCUGGGCACAGUGAGCGAUCUCAUCUGCCACGCUGGAGGCCAGAAGAGCCACGCUCGCACCCGCUCCUGCCCAGUCUUCACUCCCUUCGAACCUCCCGACCAGCCCCCUCUCAAGCGUGGACGCUGCAGCCAGAGCUGCCCAGGAAAUGCCCUCAAAGCAAUAACCCCGCCUCCUCGCUCCCUGCAGGCCAUGCACUGUCACAUUUAACGACAUGCACGGAUUCGUCGCUCCAUCUGCCUCCAUGUGCCUUCCUGUCAGGUGUAUGGGACUGACCUCCACCUAUUUCUCCGCUCGGCCCCGCGUAGCUUCAGGGGCUCGCCGCGCUUACGCAGAGAAUAGUGUAACGCGCCCAGUACAACUCGCAGAGUGCUUGCUGUAGUGGUGUGUGGAAGACAUGUUUUGGUGCUAAAUUGCGUAAUAAGGGAGGAAUUUCCGUAUCCUUGAUGAUUAUAUCAAAGAUGUUCCAACAAGCACAAAUGGAAAUCAGGACUAUGCAAAGCUGUACGACACGACAGCCUCCAGGAUUUCGCUUUCUACUGUAUUAUUUCCAUUCAGAACAGUGUGUUCUGCAGCAAGACCGUUCUCUAUGAUACUGCGAGAUCUGUGAAAAAUGAUGCGCAGGAGUAAAAAACUCACUUCUGGAUAGGUUUGGAUCUGUUCCCUCUAUACUUAUCACAUUUUAAGAACAGUGCCUGAAACUGCAGAGGUCUGCUGGGUAACAGAGCACUGAGUGGACAUCUGAAUUGCAUUUUGGAGAUGAGCUAGCAUCAUCUUCCUAUUUAUGAUCUUCGUAGUCUGCAGUUGUCAUUGUUAUGAAAGUUAACUUCAGUGUUGACCCGUGGUUUUGUAAUACAGAGCAAACAAUGCAUAGAACAAGAUACAAGCAUGUUUUAGCUGUCUGUAUUUUGGUGGUCUUACAUCAGAGGCCUCAUUUAUAAAACGUGCGUAUGCACAGAUUCGAUAGGAAAGCGUGCACACGCAAAAAUCCACGGCAAGAUAUAUAUUUAUAAAAAGUGCUUAGCGCCACGUAAGGGUCUAAACAGACGUACACACUUUUGCCUGUCUGAGUGCUGCCGGUUUUGGGAAAUAUAAGUCAUUCUUGACAGGUGAUGUGGACAGGUGCUCUAGCUCUAGUCAUAGAUUUCACAUAUGAUAGAGAGGCAUACUCGUGCUUUCUGUGCGUACAAUUGUGAAUCACACGAAAGGACUUUUAGAAAUGAUCGGAAAAUCUCAUUUUGGACGGUUUCUUCAUUUUAUAAAUGAGGCCUCAGGUCUUGAAAGCUUGGAAUGUGUUUAAAGAAGAAUAUCCGAGUCAAACUUGUUUGUUUAAUAAACGUAAACAGGAAUAGAAAAGAACUGUAAAAUGUGGUUUGACAUUAAGAUCAAAUCAUUUGGAAUAUGUCUCAGUUUUACAGAUAAGAUCUGAUUUAAAAGGAACAUUUCACCCAAACAUUAAAAUUCUGUCAUCAUGUAGUCAGCAUCAGGUCGUUCCAAAUCUGUAUACAUUUCUUUGUUUUGAUGAACACAGAGAAAGAUAUUUGGAAGAAUGCUUAUAACCAAACAGUUCGUGUCCACCAUUGACUACCAUAGUAGGAAAAAUUGAUUUAUACGUUUCUUUUUCUUUUGAACACAAAAGAAAAUAUUUGAAAAGUUCUGGGGCACUUUUGACUUCCAUUGUCUCUUUUCCUACUCUGUUCUGAUAUAACAGUUCUUGAGUACCAUAGUAAAGAAAUUUGUACAGGUUUGGAAUCACUGCAUUGAAUUACUCACUCUGUAAUUGUUGCAAUCCAUGUAUAAAUGUCUUUGUUUGGUUGAACUCAUAGAAAGAUAUUUAGAAGGAUGCUUGUAACCAAACAGUUUUUUUUUUUGUAAAAUUACAAUGGUAGUCAAGAGUGCCCCAGAAGUGUUUGCCGUCUUACGUUCUUCAAAAUAUCUUCUUUUGUGCUCAACUGAACAAAAAAAAUCUAUAUUUUCCCAAUAUGGUAGUGGUCCAAGAACUGUUUGGUUAUAAGCGUUCUUCCAAAUAUCUUUCUGUUUUCAACAGAACAAAGAAAUUUAUACAGAAUUGGAAGAACUCGAAGGUGAGUAAAUAAUGACAGAAUUAAUAUUUUUGUGGAAACUGUCUCUUUAAGUAGUUUAUUCCUCAUUUAAAAAAUGGAAACAUGUUACAUUGUGUAUUGUUAGAUGAGAAUGUUGGAAUCAUGUUUAGUCUGACACUAUUACUAGUAACAUAGUAAUGUAGAUACUAAUAUUAACUAAACUGAAAUGCAAAAUUACUUAUUUUAUUUAAAAGCAAAUCAGUGCACAAUGUAAACAAAGUCACAGCUGGUCAGAAUCCAAUACUGCUGUCAGCAUCUGCUAAAUUCAAGUACCUGAGCAUGUCUGAGCAUUUUUAAUGAUAGCAUCUGUAAAGCCAUGAUAGCAUUUGCAAUGCCACAGCAAACUCAGAGUACUUUGACACUACAUCUUGAGUUUGGGUGCUAAUGUAUAUCAGCUGAUGUAUCUGCAAAAGCAUGUCCUCUGGCUAAAUCAUAAUCCACGAGCAUAUUUGUAUGCGCCGACUAUAUUCUAUUAUAAUGAAAGCUCUACCUAAUAUGCAAACCUCAAAUGUUUAGUGGCCAAGUUUAUCAUUAGACACUCCAGUUACUUUUCUCUGUCAGUAUUGCUGAUUUAUAUUAGAGUCUGGUUCAGUUAUGAUAUAUUCACAAUUGUGGGGAGGACUAAUAUGGUUUAAGAUUAGUUAGAGCCUAGCAAACCAACAACGUAAUCACUGGAAAAAUUGAGCCCAUGCUGUAAUCAUUUUAUAUUUAUAUAUAUCUACACAUUAAGAAACUUUUGUAAACGACUCUCAGUACCACAUUGUGAGUUGGUACUGUUUUCGAACCAAUAGAAUUCGUUUACUGUCAAAGUGAUUUUCUUGAAAGCUAUGUAUUUAAAAUGCUGACUCCAGUAUUUUGACGUGACAUUUAAACAUGGGCUGUAAGAAAUCAACGUCAGGUAUUGUUACCAUGUUGAAAUUGAUUCUUCAUUUUUGUGAAAUAUAAGGACUAUGGUGAAAGUC
Triplophysa dalaica is the source of this 5819-nucleotide messenger RNA. Its product is annotated as solute carrier organic anion transporter family member 5A1. The record is from RefSeq and is a predicted model, not a curated record. NCBI's taxonomy places the organism in Eukaryota, Metazoa, Chordata, Actinopteri, Cypriniformes, Nemacheilidae. Gene Ontology annotation, molecular function: protein binding. Gene Ontology annotation, biological process: sodium-independent organic anion transport; transmembrane transport. Gene Ontology annotation, cellular component: membrane.